Anopheles funestus (African malaria mosquito) is the source of this 11984-nucleotide messenger RNA. RefSeq names its product double-stranded RNA-specific editase Adar (gene Adar). The record is from RefSeq and is a predicted model, not a curated record. Gene Ontology annotation, molecular function: double-stranded RNA adenosine deaminase activity; double-stranded RNA binding; tRNA-specific adenosine deaminase activity. Gene Ontology annotation, cellular component: nucleolus; cytoplasm. Gene Ontology annotation, biological process: adenosine to inosine editing; RNA processing. The transcript is spliced from 10 exons. Lineage: Eukaryota; Metazoa; Arthropoda; Insecta; Diptera; Culicidae. Bases 1230 to 5108 code for a protein of 1292 amino acids.
UCUGACAGUUCGUAUGCACAUACAAUUUUUUUUCAAUUUGUAAUUUCUUGAAUAUGUAAUGUAAUGAUACAUUGUUUUUUCUAUUUCUAUAAAACAUUUUUCUAUUAUCGUAGGAUUGUAUUAUAUUCCUACUUUCAUUUUACUUUCAUAAACAUUUCAUGUUUUUUUUUUCAAAUAUGGCCGUUUUGAACGUUUACUUUAUGAUCUAACCUCUUGAUCAAAUUCAAUAUUGUUUUGGUUUGAUAACAAUUUUCUUAUAUUUUAUUACUGUUUUAAGUGUUUUUAAAGUUAAUAGUAAACUCUUAGCAUAUCCCACAAACAGUAAGUGGAAAAUAUAAAACAAAAUCACUUUUUUUAAUGUAUAUAAUUGACUGGUAUAAACAGUAUAAAGAAAGAGGGUAACACAUUUUAGCAGCUGUUUAUCUCUCAAAAAUAAAUAUAAGCUACGCUAAUAAUGGAACAAGCUAUUUUGUAAACUUUAAAUGAAUAAUUUCUAUUAUAAAACAAUUUGCAACCAUUGUCGAAUGGUGACAGUCGAGCAGAACUGCUCGAAUUCGUGCCUCCUGCUUGUGGUAUUGAAACGUCCAUCUCUCCCACACACGCGCACUCACACACACACACGCACCUACACACCAAUAAAAAUCUCCCAAACAAUUCCGACUUGUCAAACGGAACGCAGCACUUUACCGAAGUGGUUUAUUUUCUUAGCAGCAUUUUUUCGACAACGGGUUGGAAUUCAGUGGCUGAAACAAAAUUUUUAUAUAGCCGGCCCUCCUCCCGGCCCCGUACAGUGUUAAUUGGUAGCAAGUGUUACAAUUAUUGUGUGUUGUGUUUCAAACAAAAAAAACAACAGUGCAGUGUUUUUGCAGGGUUAAGAAGUUAAAUGAGUUUUUUGAGGGGCAACACACACACAUCGGAUAAUGUGAGAGAAAAUGUGAAAUUUUAGCAAAAGAUUAUGCUCGAGAAGUGUUGAAAAUUGUGAUAAUAUGCAACGUUCUAAAAUUAUUAAUCAAAACUUCGCGUGUUAACCGCCACCCCCCCAAAAACCCCCAACCACCCGCCGCCAACCCCUUUAGAGCAGCCCCGAAACGAAACGUUGCCCGUGUGUUGCUACCGUAGAGAAGUUUGUAUAAAUCAACUACCAAAAAGCAAAACAACAAAAAAAAGUUCAACUUCCGCACAAAAUAGAAGAAGAAGAAAAAAACAACAAAUCUCCCAACAACGGCAACAUGAAUACUAGUGCAACAACCAACACCAACAACAAAAUCAACAUAAGCAAUAACAAUGCGAUCAACGAUAAAAACAACACUAGCUGUCCAUCGUCCGCAAUGCUGAACUCUACGCCAAGACGAGGAACGAAGCGUAAAAUUGCGACAGUUGGUAAUGGAAUUUCUACAGCAAUACGGAAACGGCGCAAACUACAAAAUGCCUCCAAAUCUGGCGAGUCCCGGUUGGAGCAGGUGCCACAGACGAAAAACACUGUGGCCGUGCUGAACGAGCUGAAGCGCAAUCUGGUAUAUAAAGUUGAAUCACAGACUGGUCCAGUACAUGCACCGCUCUUCACAAUAUCGGUAGUGGUUGACGGUCAGAAGUUUGUCGGCACGGGGCCGAGCAAAAAGUUAGCCCGCGUCGCUGCCGCUGCAUCCGCUUUGCGCAGCUUUAUACAGUUUAAGGAUGGUGCAACACUAACACCGAUCGAACCGCUGCAAAACGUGGACUUUACCAGCGACGAUCCAAUGAUCGAGAAUAGCAUCUUUCCGUUGUCGGAUACCGUGGCCGGUAUGCAGGAAAAAAUCGUUUCCGUCGGUGGUAAAUCUGUGCCUGAUAACAACACGGUCAAUUCGCUACACAGCAUUAACAACAACAGCAACCAUAACAACAAUAGUGGCAAAAGCCCGUACGGCAAUAGUAUAGGCAACAGCAUCAAGCCCAUUGCCAACCGCCAGUGUGACUUUAGCGGUAACAACACGACGGUACAUGCGAACAACACCAACAGCAAAGGUGCCGCUGUACCGAGCAACGGUAGCAACUGGCAGCGAAAGGAAGCGAUCGCUACCGGCAGCGUGCAUUCCAUUACCGACAGUGAAAGACAACCACCGGUCGAAAAGCCAACAACAGGAGCAACAGCAGCAGCAGCAGCGGCAGCAGCAUCAUCAUUGCCGAACGUCAACAGCAGCGUGACCGUUCGAACAGCCCCAGCAGCGGCAUCCAGUAUCGUAACGAACAUUGCAGCUACUGGAACCACUUACAACGACAGUUACGAACAGUAUAUCAGCGUUAGUACUGGCGGCGGUACCACUACUGUCACCGCUUCCACCGGUACCACCCUCAAAACUUCCACCGCUGCCAUCAUUCCCCUAGAACCGGUGUCCUUGUCCACUUCCUCCUCCUCCCGCCCCACCCAAGCGAUCAUACCGAAACAGCCACCCAUCAGUAGCGGUAAUGCGAACCUUACCAAUUCCACCCACACCACCAAUGCCACUAACACUACUACUGCCACCAUCCUAAUGCUGCCGCUGGCCGGCUACGUAAUGUCACCGAGCGAACAGUUGCUAGCGAAAACCCUUUGCACCACGGCCGAACCGAGGGAGGCGAAACCGCACGAGGUGGUGGCCGCCGGUGCGUUCAAGAAGCUGAAGGCGAAAAACGCUAAAACGGCACUCGCCGCUAACGGUCCACUGUCGGCGGCGGGCGAUUUUCAUCGCUUCGUCAACUACAUACAGUACGAUUCGUUUAUGCUAAACGGCACGAAGAAACAAACAUCCUGCCAUAACAACUAUUUUAACAAGUUCGGCAACUUUGACACACCCAUCAACUCUUACCUAUCCCUGGUGCGUAACGAUCUUGCCAGUGUGACCAGCGCCACCACCAACACGAAACUGGCCGCGAAAGCAAUCGGAAAGGAUGGUAGUGGCAGAACCAUACCAACCGGUGGUGGUGGUGUUGCCGGUGUCGGCGGCAUCGGCAACACCACCAACGCCACCACCAACACCACCACCACCACCACGAACAGCACCGGCGUUGUUGGCAGCAGCACGCCCGCCACCAGCGCCAUUGCGAACGGUAGCAAUCCCGCUACCGCCAUUGUGAUCGUCACCUCGCCCACCUCCGUUAUCACGACCCAUCCGGCUGGUGACAAGGGUUACAUGCGCGAUUGUCCCAGCUCCAACACGGUUAGCUAUCCCUUCCCGAACACUGCCGCCAUCCCGCCCAACCUGACUCCCUACGCACAAAACGGUCAUCGGCAAGUGGUUGAAAAAAUUCAACAAAGCUUAAACUUAUUUAAAAAUACGAAUGAAAAGGCUCUAGCAUGGAAGAAACGUUUCGAAAAGCUGAAAGUGUCGUCCGGUACAACACUGCGCAACAGCGGGAAUGUCACAACCGGUCAUCAUCCAAAACCGCAACCGGAGAAAGGACCGGUGAUGCUUCUGCAUGAGCUCUUUACCGAUGCGCAUUUCGAGUGUGUUUCGUCCGACGGUCUUCAGCAUUCGAAAUUCACUGUCGUCGUUACAGUGCAUGAUAAUCAGCGCUUCGAAGGUACCGGACCGUCGAAAAAGAUGGCAAAGAAUGCGGCGGCAAAGGCGGCACUAGCGUCGAUAUGUAACAUCUCGUUCAGCCCGCUGCAGCAGUCUAAGUUUGGUCUGAUCUCGGCCGGUACCAGCAAUGGUUCGAUCGGUGGACCGAGCGGUGCCGCACUGAACGGUGACAACAGCUUUACGCAGAACAAAAACUUCGAACUGCCACAAACGUUCGCGGACGCGGUAGGCAAAUUGGUCAUCGAAAAGUUCAACGAGGUGAUGAAGGGCAGCGACGUGUACAGCCGACGCAAGGUGCUGGCCGGAUUUGUAAUGACCCACGGGUACGACGUGAAAACGGCACGGGUUAUUUCACUGGCGACCGGCACGAAGUGUGUUAGCGGCGAGCACAUGAGCGUAACCGGUUCCGUUAUCAAUGAUUCGCAUGCGGAAAUUAUUGCCCGGCGCGGUUUGAUGGAUUUUUUCUACAGUCAGCUCGAUUUGCUUUGCCAGCAAACGGCUGCAGCGAUGCAACAGCUUGAUGGAACGGGUUCGACGGCGUCAGUACACGAUACGGUGGCCGGAAACGAAACCGAACCGGGUGCAAGUGAUCGUCAGGCACGGCAAGAAAUUAUCUUCAACAAACCCGGUGACGGUUCAACCCUGUACACACUGAAGGAGGGCAUUUAUUUCCAUCUGUAUAUCAACACAGCACCGUGCGGUGAUGCGCGUGUAUUUAGUCCACAUGAAAACGAUAGCAUGGAUGUUGAUAAGCAUCCUAAUCGGAAAGCGCGCGGACAACUCCGCACAAAAGUCGAAUCGGGCGAAGGCACUAUACCGGUGAAAAGCAGCGACGGUAUACAAACCUGGGACGGUGUUUUACAGGGCCAGCGUCUGCUGACCAUGUCGUGUUCGGACAAAAUUUCACGAUGGAAUGUGCUUGGUUUGCAGGGUUCGUUGCUAGCGUCCAUCAUUGAGCCAAUCUAUCUGCAUUCGAUCGUACUGGGCAGUCUGCUUCAUCCGGCCCACAUGUACCGAGCUAUCUGUGGACGGAUAGAGAGUGCCAUACAAGGGCUUCCUCCACCGUAUCGUUUGAACAAGCCGAAGCUCGCGCUGAUGACGUCCGCCGAAUCGCGGAAUCAAACGAAACCACCCAACUUUAGUAUUAACUGGAUAACGAACGGUACCGAGGUGGAGAUCGUAAACUCGUUCACCGGCAAGCUGAUCAACAACAAUACCAACACGAACAAAAUGUCCCGGCUGUCGAAGCAAUCGUUCUAUCAGCGCUACUCGACCGUCAUUGCACGGCUGCCCGGUAUACCGUGCCGCGACGUUAAACCGACCUACUUCGAGACGAAAACGUCCGUCGCGGAGUAUCAGCAGGCAAAGCGCGAACUGUUUGCCGCGUUCAGCAAGGAAGAUCUGGGCGAAUGGUUGAAAAAACCGAUCGAGCAGGACCAGUUUACGCUGAUCGUGGCGAAGGACAGCGAACAGCCACCGUACGCUAACCAAACCCAAACAGUGCCAAUGCCGAACGAUGCGAAUGCCGCCACCGUAGGCAAUGUUUCUUCCAUCGGCAACAGCUCCAAAUGACAUCAUGUCAAGUUCGCCAGCAAGCGCAACUAUGCGGCGAUAGGAUUUAUCGAUAGUGCUAGCAGCAACACUUCCGUAGAGCGUAAUAACAAUUCUAGCAGUUCUUCAGGUAGUUAGUUUAAGCGACGCUAGUUCCGCUUGUUCAACAUAUAUAUUUUUUUUGUGAUUCGAAAUCUUUAGAACUUAGCCAGUGACGACAUUGGAAAAUGUGGGCGGCGGCGUGGUCGUGUAUAACCGGGGGAAUAACACGACGAAAAAAACACGCUUUAGGGCAGGGUUAGGAGACAAUGCAAAAAGCUGGGUUUACCCUUUAGGCGAUUUUUAUUUUCCACGCGUAUUUUAUAUAUUUUCGAUUGAUCUUUUUUUGUUUUUGGAGACCCUCGUGUCCGUGUGUGUGCGUGUGUGUGUUGUUGCGUUACCAUUGAAUUGGUAUUUAAACAAAAUAGUACCGCAUAGUGUGUAUAUAGAAAAGUUUAAAGGAAGUUUGUCUGUAAUAUUAUAGUCAGACAAAAUGACAAAUGAGACUGGUUGUAGCUUCUCUAUAUUAUUCGUGGUAGUAGUGCGUUUUUUCUUUUGUUUGGACACAUAUAGAGUAGUGUUUCCUAAAUAUUUAGGGUCAUUACGUUGCCAACUAGAACAUUUGCUUGCUACACACACCACAGUAAUCGGUGAAAGGAUGUUAAAGAGGGAGAAUUUAAAUUAACUUUAUUUUUAUUUACAUUUUUUUUCACUAACGAUCUCAAUUUUGUUUUAAACAUUUAUUUCUCUUAUUUUUUUAAUUGAUGUUGCAUCAAAUUUAUCGUUCAAAAAGAAAAAAGAAUCUUGCAGUAAGAUUAUAGUAGCUGCCCAAGCUUCAGAGUGUUGUGAGCAAGUAUUUUUGAUGAUGUGGUUUUUUUUUAUUCUCCCUUUUAUGGUAUGAUUUAAUUGUUUUACAUGGUUCCGUUGAUUUAUAGUAUUAAGCGUUUGUUCUCUAAUUGCAAAGACUUCGUAAGCAAAGGGACAUUGAAUAACACCUGGUUUUGUUCAAUAAUUUAUUUUAAAUAUUAAUGGCAAAAUUUUGUGACGGUAAAUCGUGUCGAACAAGUAACAAUUGAAUUUGAAGCCGUUUUACCGUUUUGUAUAAUAUCGUUUAAUCUUCCUAUUAGUAAGAACCAUCUCGGUUUUGUCUCCCCCAAAAGAAAAAAAAACAUUUAUCCGGUGCAUCAGCUUUAUUUACCAAUGAGCAAAGCUAUAUCGAUAAAGAUGAUGCGCAGCAGCCCUUACCCCCCCUACGUACACAGAUAUUUAAUAUUGAUAAUAGCGAUAGAUAGUAUUUUUCACCCCUCGCGUUAAUAGGAACGAUUGCGUACGGCGGAUUUGGGAAUGAAACAUGUUUUACUGAUACAUUAGUGAUAGGUAUAUGCUGUUGAUUUAAAAAAACAAACAAACAAAUAACGAGGAAAAAACAUGCGAUAGAAGACAAGUGACAUAUAUUUGCUAGGCUACAAUUUAAUUACCAUAUUGUGAUUUCGUAACAAACAAAAAAUUUACACGAACCCAGGAUAUAGCGUCCUUCCGGUGCGCUAUGCAUAAACAUGUAAGACCUUACAAAUUAUUACAAUGAUAAUUAUGAUUAUGAACUAUGAUUAGGAAAAUGAACCCUAACCACCACCCCCCCAGGCCAUUUUGCGAAUGAUUUUAUUCGACUAACCAGAAUUAGGUGGGCAAUGCCUUUUAAUUUUUUUUAGAAGUUGUUUAAAAUUACCUGCGUAUGAUAUUCUAGCGUGCAUCUAUGCAUAUAAUUUACCUGCAUUCUUAUUAAUCCAUACCAUUAGGCCAACACAGAGCCAAACGAGAAAAAAAACACACACACACGUACUCUCGCUCUCUAUAUCUAUGCAAACUCUCACAGACAAACACAUUUACAAAACUAACCUAUUUUUACUGUAGCGAAAGAUAGCGAUUUAAUUGCGUUUUGAUAUAGAUUGUAAAAUAUGUUGUUGCAUUUUCACGAAUUUACUAGUAUACUCCUCCCCCUCCAUCCCUCUCCCACCCCCUUCUCCCUCCAUAUAAGUACAAUUGAUUACAUUUUAAUCCAUUUGCACACAUGUAUAAAAGGUGAAGCUAAAAUAGCACAGAACGUGUGUGUUUUUGCGUGUGUUGCGUGCACAGCUCAAACGUUCAUUUUCCAAGCCCCCCCCCCCCCCCAACCCCCCCAACCCCCCCACACACCAUUUUUUGUAUAUCACUCCCGAUGAAGCAUAAACAGGACUAAUGCCAUUCAACAAAAAUUAAUAAUAACUUAAACUCAUCUAUCGCAAAAAAGCAGUCAAAAGAAAAGAAAAACAUUAUGUGAUGCAACGUUUUGUAUUCGUUAACAGGAGAAAAACCGCAAAUACGUAUUUUUAGCGUAAAUUACCGUUACGAUAAUGUUUAAAUGCUACCUUUUGUUCAUGUUUGUUUUCUUGUUAUUAGUUGUUUUUUUGUUUUGUUUGGUAAACCCAAAUUAGUUACAUUUUGCAUUGUAAUUCAAGAUAAAGCGUUAAAAAAGGCAUUUGUAUUAAUUGAUAAACAAAUGAUCGUUUGAUAAUCUCGCGAAUCUUCACAACAGUAUGAAUAGUAAGAGGACAUUGCGAUUCGAAUUAGUGACACACACACACAGCUACACGUUAUCACAUGCGCAUGUAUGCCAUAAAAAAAGAUUGAAACGUCAUUUACAUCGAUACAUCACUGUGAAGCUCUGCAUCAUACAUAUCGAUCCGAUGCGAAAAAGCGACAAAGAACACAAAUUAUUGAAACGGGAGAGCGGCGGCGGUCCCAGUUUGUAAAACAUGAUAUCGUGUAACAAAGGUUUUAUUAAUUUCCAAUUUUUCAACUACUCACUUACCACGUCCAUAUUACACUUUAUAUUACGGUUAGAAUUUGAAAAACAGCCAACGGUGAAGGCGAAAAAGUCAUUACGUUUCGGCAUUACUUAAUUAGUUUAACGACGAAUUUAUUCAACUAAAGACUAGUGAAUGGCACGGCAACUACAAAAUCUCGCAAACGUUUAGAAAGAAAAGUGUAUAUCGUCUAACGUAUUUAUUUUUGGGGCGGGCUAGUAAGCGUUACUUUUAUAUUAUUAUGAUGGACUGCAAACAAAAAAAAAACAACCAGCAAAAGUGAACAUUGUGAUGGGUGCGUGCGUGAGGAGGGUAACUACACACACACACACAGAAAGAAGAUGGUUUAAAAGAAAAAACUCGAAUAAGGGGCACACCAUCCCCUUUUUCACUAUUAGUAAUUCGUAGUAUUUAGUAAUAUUUGGCCAAUUUGAAUUUGAACAUUUGCAUUCUGUUUUUUGGUUGGUAAACGAAAGCAAACAACUUUGUUUGUAAAUGGUUGUGCGUUUAGAUUUUGAACGGUUGAAACAUAAAAAAAAUCAACAAGAAUUUAGGAACAUAUUGUGGAGAGCGUUUUGUACAGACGGUAGUUUUGGGCUUUGUAAUUGCGCUAUUUGGUUUUGUGACGUUUUUUUUUUCUUUUGUAGUGCUGCGACGCGUUGUCGUGUCAUUUGCAUCAUUUGUUUUUUUUUUAUAUAUGUACCUUUUUUUCAAUUAUACCCUAUACUUAACACAAUUUUGAGAUUAAACUGAGGAAAUUAAUUACCUGCAUUAAAGUAUCUUGCAAAAACAAAUGAAUUAAAUAAUUAAUAACAUUGAAAAGACUUUUUCAAAAGCGUUCGCAGCAAAACGCGAACCUUCCGUCUGUAGAAAAUCUUUACGAUGUGUGUAUGUGUGUGUGUGCAUACUUGUUUAGCUUUGGGAGGACGGAAAAGGAAAGCCUCCAUAUUGAGAGAUUUAGUAGUAAAAAUGAAUUUGUUGGUCAUUUGUUUGUUUUUAAGGGGGAAGAGAAAAACAAAAAAACGAAAGUUUGAAAACUAAAAGCAAAAUUGUUGUACAAUUGUGUUAGGGGUGUGUUUGUUUCGACGUUUUUUUUUUUUGGAUGCGGAACAAAUGGAAGGAAAACAUGAAAAUAAACACUCUCUAGCACACACGCACACACACACACACAAUUAGGAUAGAAUGUGAAAUAUUUGCUUGAUUUGUUGCUCCUCUUGGAUGCAAAGAAGGCGUUUGUAGGCAUAUGAAGAUGAAGGCGAUAUUGCAUCCUGUAUAAGAACCGUAUGCAAUAACGAAAGCAAUAAAUAACAAAGAAAAAAAAACUGAUGCUCAAAUAUUUUGGCUGAUUUUCCGUUUGUUAGUGGAAGCUCUAGGUUUUGCGCGGGUACCUGUUGGACGGCCUGACAGUGUUCAUUUGCUAAUUGGGAAAUUUUGCCAGGGCGAGCAGGAAAGAGAACAAGGAACAAAGUGUAUUACGAGAGAGAGAGAGAGCGGGGGGUAAAAAAAAGGAACACACACACAAGUAAUUUACGUAAUUUUUGUAAUGUUGCGCAAAACAAACGUGGAAUAAGCAAUUGCAGAACAUCAUGACGCGCUGUGCACCCCUGAUGUAACAGUUUGUACUGUAGAGAGUUAAUCAUGUUGCGUUUGAAGAGGAUACUGCAAGAGAUGGACAGUUACUCUACGUUCACUCUUAACUAACAUGUUAUUCCGUAUCAGUUUUGCUUUCAGUAUUGGUUGGUGGUUUUCUUUUGAUUUUUGUGUACAUUUUUUUUUUGUUCUAGUUAAUUGUCAUCGGUGGUUUGUAACGGCAAAUUUGCCGAUUUAAAGUUGAUUAGGUGCAAAAUAUUAGUUUAUCGCGUUAAUAAAAUAACUACCCGUAUAUAGGUGUGAAGGAAGCGAAACGAGAAGAAAUCGAGAAGCGCUUUAGUUGAGUUUAGUCCAGUUCCAAUAUGGUUGCUACAUUUCUUACAAGUAUUAAUCUUCGGUACCAUUAACAAACAAAAAAGCAAUUAAUUUUCCGCCUUUUUACUGAAGCAGCAAAACCGCGCGUGAACGAUCCGGAAGAAUCGAGAAAGGAAUGGAAAUGCAAAAAAAGGAACAAAGGGCAAUAGCGCUCAGGUACCAUUACUUAGCAUCAGAUAAACAAUAUCAGUGCCGUUUUACAGUGAACACCAUCUAUGUGCAUCUUAAAUAGAUUUGUAAGUAUCAGUCAAAAUCCCUCAAUGAACAAAAAAAAGAACCCACAAACCGAAACAAAGCAAGCAACUAGCAAGAAGAAGAAGAAGAAAAAACAAAAUGAGAAAAAAAUGCAACGAACUAUCAUUUGGUGGUGCCGCAGACAGUGAUAAUAAAAGAAGGAGAAACAAAGAAAAAAAACAAAGUAAACCCUACAAUAAAAGGAUGUAGCAAGAACGAAAUCCCGCUGUAAAUAUUGGAAGAUUUAAUCUAGGUAGCACACGCCCCCUCCUCCCGGAUUGAUGGUGGUGGUGGUGGUGCACAAUUCAGCUAAUAGGAUCAAAUGAAAAAAGAAAACCAAAACGAAAUGGCAAACAAUUUUUCCAUCAAUUCAAGUAUGCUAAGGCCUAACUGUCAGUUAGAGUUCUGUUUUGAUAACGGUUGACAGGAUGCUUUUAAUCAUAACCACACACACACACACACCCCACCCACCCUUCUCCCGCCCCCCCUGUUUCAAUCCCAUUUAUCCGAAUGCUACCCAAGAAUGUGUAGCUAUCAUUUAGUAUCAACUACCAUCUACUGCUACUACUACUACUACUACUAAUACUACACUACUAGUCUACUACAAACAGGUCUACUACACUGCUACUGCAAUAGUCUAUUAAACCGUUCCGUGCUUAGGCCCGUGGUUGUAUGCCCGAUAAGAUUGAUUCCGUUUGCAUUUGAUUAAAUCACAAUUUGAUUGGAAAAUGUUUUUUUGUUUUGUUUUUUCUUCUGCAUGUUGAUUAAUAAUAUUUAUUUUUAAACAUUGUAAUAUGAAUGAUACGAAAAGAAAACAAAUUAAUUCUCCUUAAGCCUUACUCUAUAGUGUGAGCUGGACGAAUGUGACACAGCAAUAACAAGAAUGCAUUAUAGGCAGUUUAGCAAAUGUUUAACAUUGUUUUACCUUCUUCUUUCGCUGAUAAAUCGUUGAUCCUUCUAUUGCUCUCUUAUUAAUUGUACAUCGCGUUUGUUUGAAGCGUUUUAAAACAGGUUUGAUUAGUAGCGUUUUAAAGAUUAAAGAAAAAAAACACAGAAUAAGGAGAAAGAAAGGAAACAAAACCUCUCACAAACCGAGAACAUUUUCUUCCUAAAAAUUAUAUUAAUACCACUUUUCUCGUUGUCACGAUGGAAAUAUGCUGCUGAUAUGAAAUUUGAUAUACAUACACAUACUAAUAUGUAUAUUUUUCAUCCACUUGCUCAUGAUCUUGCAAACCAUGCAAACUAAUAAUAGCUCCAAUACGUAUGGUAUUAUACCGCCUUCAAUAACCCGGAGAAGAAGAAAAUAGGGCAAUCCCCAUUCCCAUUCCUCCACUUCCCCCCCAAAAAAAAAAAAAACACACACGUGGCAGCUUGGUGGUUGCCACACUGUUUGCGCCAAACUUGUAUACGAACCCAGCAAAAGGGCAAGUUCCUUACGGACGUGAGGAAGUCGCGCAGAACAACUUAAAAAGGGGAAGGGAGGGGUCCCACUUUACGCAAAACAAAAAUAAAGAAAAAAAACAAAACAAAACGCUAGUAACAAAUAUUAACCCCAUUAAACACCUUCUUAACUCGUACACAACGAUUAAACGAAUCAGCAAUUAGUUUUCCGAAUUCGAAUUAAAGAAAAAGAAGAAAAAACAAACAAACAUAGAUCAAUUUUGUGACAUUACAUUUCCGCGACAUGACCACGACAAACGGAUAAAUUGUACUAACAGAAAACAGUUUGAUCACAAGCUUUUUAACAGAAAGUCAAUUCUCACAAUUGUAAAAUGGUUAUGAAAUAAAAUAUAGCAACGUUUCUGAGAAAAUUUCA